Molecule: messenger RNA, 6126 nt
Organism: Octodon degus (degu)
Lineage: Eukaryota; Metazoa; Chordata; Mammalia; Rodentia; Octodontidae
Gene: Fam135a
Product: family with sequence similarity 135 member A
Exons: 23
Coding region: 332-4954 (1540 amino acids)
Source: RefSeq, a predicted model, not a curated record
CCGGCCGGUCAGAGCGCCCUGGGGACCGGCGGACUGCGCAUGCUCGCUGCGGGCCCCCGGCCGGCAGCCCUUCGGCGGAGACGAGCCGGCUGCGCGGCGGCUGCGGUCGCGAUGGUUGAAAAUCAACUGAAUUAUGUAUUUCAUUUUGGAAUCUCAAAGCAGUUGGCAAACAGUAAAUUCUUCCUUACGUUAUCAACGGCAGGAGGAACAAUAUGUUUUUAACAAGAAUCAGUAACUGGAAAUACAAGAUUGAUUAUUUAAUAAUGUUAAAAUGAAGUUUUAAUCAGCGAAGGUGCUGUUACCAGAUUUGUCUUCUGGGUGUAAAUUAAACAUGACCGAAGUUCAAGCAAUGGUAGAAUUCUCUGUGGAGCUGAACAAGUUCUACAACGUGGAUUUAUUCCAGAGAGGUUUUUACCAGAUUCGUGCAUCUAUGAAAAUUCCACCAAGAAUUCCCCACAAAGUAGAAGCCAGUUUGUUACAUGCAACAGGUGUGGCUUUAGCCUCUCCAGCUUCAGUUCAUGAUUCUCUGAUUUGUAGUAAAACAUUUCAAAUUCUCUACAAAAAUGAAGAGGUUAUUUUAAAUGAUGUUAUGAUCUUCAAAGUUAAAAUGUUGUUGGAUGAAAAAAAGAUUGAAGAAACUCUCGAGGAAAUGAGUUUUCUGUUAUCCUUGGACCUGCACUUCACAGAUGGAGAUUAUUCGACAGAUGACCUGAACACCUUGCAACUCAUAAGUAGCCGAACACUGAAGCUGCACUUUAGCCUCUAUAAAGGCCUUCAUCACCACGCUAACAUUAUGUUUGAUUAUUUCCACCUGUCUGUUGUGUCUGUGACUGUCCACGCAUCUCUGGUUGCACUACACCAGCCACUAAUAAGCUUUCCUCGCCCUGUGAAGACUACUUGGUUAAAUAGAAACGCACCAGCACAGAGCAGAGACUCUGCGAUUCCUACUCUGGAAAGUGUGGUCUUUGGUGCCAGCUACACGAAACAGUUAUCACCAGAUGGCUGCAGUUUCGUCGUCGCUGACGCCUUCCUCCAUCAUGCCCACCGCUUUCAUUACACCCUCUGUGCCAUUCUGCUGCUAGCCUUCAAGGGAUUGCACAGCUACUUCAUUACGGUAACGGAAGAGAUUCCCUCUUGUCAGAAACUAGAACUGGCCAAGGCCAACAUGCAGGUCCUAUAUGAGCGCCUUCUCAGAAGAAAACAGCCAAGAACCCAGAAAGACUGCUGUGUAGAGGAGAUGGAUGUAGAAGCUCGACUUUCGGAACUGUGUGAAGAAGUUAAGAAAACAGAAAAUCCUGAUGAACUGGCAGAACUUAUAAAUAUGAAUCUUGCACAACUUUGCUCACUUUUGAUGGCUUUAUGGGGGCAGUUUCUAGAAGUUAUAACACUACAUGAAGAACUCAGAAUAUUAUUAGCACAGGAGCACCAUACCUUAAGGGUCCGCAGGUUCUCGGAGGCAUUCUUUUGUUUUGAACAUCCAAGAGAAGCCGCCAUUGCCUAUCAGGAGCUUCAUGCUCAGAGUCAUCUACAGAUGUGCACCGCUAUCAAGAACACUUCCUUCUGCAGUUCUCUCCCACCCCUGCCCAUCGAGUGCAGUGAACUAGAUGGAGAUCUCAAUUCACUGCCCAUAAUCUUUGAAGAUAGGUAUUUAGAUUCAGUUAUUGAAGACGUAGAUGCACCCUGGACGGGAAUUCAGAGUCUCCAGAAGUCAGAGUCCAGUAGAAUGGAUAAAUCUGAGCCUGAAGAGAGCUCUGUAGCAGGACUUUCUAGCCCAGAGUUGAAGGUCAGACCUGCUGGUGCCUCCAGUGUUUGGUACACAGAAGGUGAAAAGCAGCUAACAAAGCCUCUAAAAGGAAAGAAUGAAGAAUCCAAUAAAUCCAAGGUUAAGGUUGCUAAGCUCAUGAAAACAAUGAAACCAGAAAACCCAAAAAAAUUAAUAAAGCAGAACUCUAAGGAUUCUGUGGUCUUAGUAGGCUACAAGUGUUUGAAAAGUACAGCAUCACGUGACCUCACUAGGUGCCCUGAAGGCAGUUCUUUGCGUAGUCAGAAGGAAGGUCUGGAUCCCACCAUAUGUGGAUAUAACCGUGACCCAGAGACCUCCAUCAGACAGCCAAGUCCCGAGGAAGCUAGCUAUUUGCCAGCUAACACAGAGAGAACUGAACAAAAGCCUCCAGGUACUGAAAAAGCACAGCCAGACCAGUUUGAUCCUUUGAACUCUGGCAGCCUAAAUCUUUGUGCAAAUUUGUCCAUUUCAGGUAAAGUUGGUAUCUCCCUGGAUGGUAGUGACAGUGCACACCAGGAUCACAGUCUGGCACCCAGAAGUCCGUCAGACGAUUGCCUUGACCGUCAGGCAGCCCCAUCUUCGGCAGCUCGAGCCAGUGAAGGCAAGCCCAGUGGUGACAGUCCUCUCAGUGGAGCGGAAGUAACUGUUCCAAUGGGGCCGUGGGCUGAGCUCAGCCACGAUGCAGCGGCAGUGGACAGCCUCCUGCCCAGCCCUGAGUGCUUGCACUCCAAUGGCAAAUCUAAGUCUACAGAAGCAGCACUGGAAAAGGAGGCUUUGCAUGAAGGAAAGUGUCAUUUCAUUGGAGAAUCACUAGCAAAAUUAAGAAGUAAUCUAUCUGCCCCUUCUACAAAAGAAUAUCACGUUGUAGUAAGUGGAGAUGCAAUUAAGUUACCAGAUACGGGUGUCACGUCUGCCUCGUCCAGAUUUUCGGAUUCAGGUGUGGAAAGUGAACCAAGUUCUUCUGCAGCACAUCCAAACCUUGAUAUAGUCUUGGAAGCCACACAAGGACAGAGUCCUUUCAGUAAUGAGAGAUUACUUCCUCAUUUUUUCAUGAAGCCUGAUUGUAAUGUAAAAUUUUCACUGGGAAGCCAUUGCACAGAGAGUACCAGUGCUUUAAGUGAAAUACAGUCGUCUUUGACAUCGAUAAACUCUCUCCCUUCUGAUGAUGAGCUGUCACCUGUGGACGGUUCUAAGAAGUCUGUGGUACCUGAAUGCCAGCCAAGCGAUAGCAGCACUGUAUUAAAUCUAGGAAUAGUUGAUUUGCCAAAAUGUGAUGAGACUAAGAAAUCAAGCAUCAUUUUGCAACAGCAGAGUGUUGUAUUUUCAGAGCAUUUAGACAGCGAAACUUCAGCAAUACAUUCCUUCAGUUCAAGCACUAAAGACCCUUUACAACUUGUGUUUUCAGAUAAAGGCACUUCCAGUGAUGUGGAAAGUAGUUGCUACUCCAAGCCUAACUUGGACCCUACUUGUAAAGGCUCCCAGAGUCCUGAUAAAUCUCCUAAGUCUGCAAGCAUAGCAGUGUUAAACCCAAAACUGAUUUGUUUAGGCACUCCUUGUGUUGUUUCAGGUUCUGUUUCUACUAACGCUGAAGUCAGUGAAGCUAGAACUGUGGAAAGAAAAAGCAGUGACCCAUUACUUCUCAAAGAGGUAUAUUCAGAAGCCCCCGAGGUUGACAGUGAAACUCACGUGGAUACAAGUGACCCUUUUUCAGCCAGUACUGAUGUGGUAGAACAGGGGCUUGUGGAAAACUACUUUGGAGCUCAGAGCCUGACCGAUAUCUCUAGUGCAUGCGAUGUUAGCUCUGACAAGUCAGUUAGCCCUCAGAAGGAACCUGGUGAAAGAGGAAUUAGUAAUCUUCAAAAGGAGCAGGAAGAUGAGGAUGAGGAGGAAGAACAGGAUCAACAAAUGGUUCAGAAUGGGUAUUAUGAAGAAACAGAUUGCCCGGCCUUGGGCGGGACAGGAAGCACUCCCUACACCAGCAGAGACCCACUGGCAGAAGCCGGGCUCACCAAGUCAGAGAAGUUGAAGAGUGACUACUUGCAAGAUGGCCUCAAUAUGCCUACUGUGUGUGCUUCUGGGUGUCUGUCUUUCCCGUCUGCACCGCGAGAGCCUCCUUAUAUGAAGUAUUCUUCCAAAAGUAAAGUUGAUGCAAUUACAAAGCAACCAAGCAGCGCUUCUCACAUCUUCACUUCCUUGACUUCCUGGUAUGAGAAUUCGCCGAAACCUCAAGUACAAGCCUUUCUUCAGGCAAAAGAAGAACUGAAGCAGCUCAGGCUGCCCGGGUUUAUGUACAGUGACCUUCCUGUGCUGGCGUCCUCGGUGCCCUACUUCAGCGUGGAAGAGGAGGAUGCCCCUGGAGACGGCGUGCACCUCGUUGUCUGUGUGCACGGGCUGGAUGGUAACAGUGCAGAUCUCCGACUAGUAAAAACUUACAUUGAACUUGGACUGCCUGGAGGAAGAAUUGAUUUUCUUAUGUCGGAGAGAAAUCAGAAUGACACUUUUGCAGAUUUUGAUAGCAUGACUGAUCGCCUUUUGGAUGAGAUCAUACAGUAUAUUCAGAUAUAUAGUCUAACGGUCUCAAAAAUAAGCUUCAUUGGACAUUCAUUGGGCAAUUUAAUAAUCCGUUCUGUGCUUACGAGGCCGAGGUUUAAAUAUUACCUCAACAGACUUCAUACCUUCCUGUCUCUCUCUGGACCUCACCUGGGUACACUCUACAAUAGCAGUACUCUUGUUAACACAGGUCUCUGGUUUAUGCAGAAAUGGAAAAAGUCAGGCUCCCUUCUGCAGCUGACGUGUCGAGAUCACUCAGACCCUCGCCAGACAUUUUUAUAUAAGCUUAGUAAUAAAGCAGGGCUUCAUUAUUUCAAAAAUGUUGUGCUGGUGGGAUCGCUGCAGGACCGCUAUGUUCCGUAUCAUUCUGCCCGGAUUGAAAUGUGUAAAACAGCCUUAAAGGACAAACAGUCAGGGCAGAUCUAUUCGGAAAUGAUCCACAACCUGCUUCGGCCUGUUCUGAAAAGCCGGGACUGUCACUUGGUGCGGUACAACGUCAUCAACGCUCUGCCCAACACGGCCGACUCGCUCAUCGGGAGGGCGGCACACAUCGCUGUGCUCGACUCGGAAAUAUUCCUAGAGAAGUUCUUCCUGGUUGCUGCCCUCAAGUAUUUCCAGUAGAAUAAGAGCAUUGCUAGAGUUUGACAAUUACCUCAUUCAGCAGUGAUUCCGAUAGUGUAUUAUAGUUAAAUGUAGAUGCCAAUAAGUUCCAAGAGAUAUUUAUACCUUUUUGUAUGGAAGAUAAUUUAUAUCAUCCAUGUGUAGAGCUUUUUAAACAUUGGAUUUACUUUGUAGGUAAUGUGGCUGUGCAAUAUUUUUUAAUUUUCCCUUUUUACUUUUCUAUUACUUUUUCAUAUAUUUUGCUACCUAAGUAUUUCAGUGAAAUUUUAAGCCCAUGUGUAUGUCUAUUUAUUAUUGGCUUUCCACGGUCUCCGUCAGACUACAUCCUCCUAGAGGCAGUUACUGUAGAAGAGCAUGGGGUUUUAUGUUUUUUAGUUUGGGGUAUUAUUUAGUUAACUAUACAUUUUACUUUUAACAUCUUACUGUGUUUUAACUGGAAAUACAAUUAUGGCUGCUAAAAUAUAUUUUUGAAAUCAACUUCUUUAGUCCUAAAAUGUACUUUUAUCAUAAGCUCAAACCAGGUAGUUCAUACAUGACAAUGUUAUACCAGUUUUCUAUCAAGUCAUUACCAUUGCAUAUGUCAUGCCGAUUAAAAUAUAUUUUCUACUGGUGGGUUCAACAUUAUUUCUCAUGUUGACUUUUAUUAAAGAUUUUUGAAUGUUUGAAUGCCCUCUGCCUUGAUUAGAUUGGAAUUUUGCUAAAUUUCGUAAUGUUGCUUGAACUUUCUGACCACAUUUCUUUUAACUUUUCUCAUGGACUUCCUUGUAUGUACAUAAUAACUAAAUGUUGAAAUUUAUGAAUACUUUUAUGAAUUUAGAUAAUUUUUAUUGUUAAAAUUUAUUGAUCUAAAGGGUAAUGUAAAUAAAAUAAUUAAGGUUAAAAAUGGAAAAAACUUGACAUGUUUGGUGAUACAGAUGCAAAUGUUUUUGAUAUAUGGCGAUGUCAAGUCUUUUGACUUUACUAAAGGUGCUGAAUAGUAUUAAAUUCACUAUUUUCCUUUACUGUUUUACUUGUAAAAAUAAUACUGCACUAAGAGUGGACGGAAUGUCUGUUUGCAUUCACCAAUUAUAAUAGAGGGUUUUUCCAAGCAUAUACUGUAUAAUCAACGCAUGUUUAUUUCUAGCAUCAUGCUGUUGCCCUGGUGUUAAUAAAAGAACACAUGACUGGCUGGA